Penicillium digitatum Pd1 is the source of this 3513-nucleotide messenger RNA. NCBI's taxonomy places the organism in Eukaryota, Fungi, Ascomycota, Eurotiomycetes, Eurotiales, Aspergillaceae. The record is from RefSeq and is a predicted model, not a curated record.
AUGGUCGCUCGUUCUGGGAAUCCAAAAGAUGAGACAGCGAAGCCAGCAAGUCUCGGUAGCUAUGCCGCUCUUCCGUUGAUGAACAUUGUCUUUGGCCAGCUGGUCGGCAACUUCACUGAGUACUUUAUCCCGGGGUCUGGUGUCACAGAGCAAUCAUUCAAGUCCUCAGUCAACAAAGAUAGCCUCCACGCCUCAGGGGCCUUGCGCCUGGAGUACAUCCAGGCCCUUUUUUCACUUCCCAUGAGCAGAAUAGACGAAAUUUCGGUCGGAACUGUCACAAAUGCGAUUACCGCACUGUCAAAUACGAUCCAGCAAAGUGUUUCCGAUCGACUCGCCAUACUGUUUCAGUCGCUCGCAUUGCUCAUUGCGGCUUACGCAAUUGCAUUCCGCUAUUCCUGGGCACUGACGCUUGUUGUUAGCUCGGCCAUUGUAUUUGUGGUCCUUGUAUUUAGUCUGACAACGCCAUUUCUGGUGAAGGCGCAGCAGAAUGUCGACAAAGCGGAUGAAAAGCAUGUAGCCCUCGCUGCAGAAGUAUUCGGCUCCAUUCGGACGGUGUUCGCCCUGGGUGCUGAGCAGCCACUCUUCAAAAAGUAUACACAAUGGGUCGAGGAAGCACGAAAAGGUGGGAUGCGCAUGUCACUAGUCACCGGUAUUCACCUUGGGACGCUCUUCUUUGCCAUCUAUGUCAGUUUCUCUCUGGCCUUCUGUGUAUUCUUCUCUGUGCUUCUCGUAGUCACUAUUUUGGGCGGAAUUGCGGGGCCGUUGAUGGCUAUCUCAAAAGCCAUAAGCGCAUCGGGCGCCUUUUUCGGUGUUAUUGAUUCCAAGCGAGAUGAUCCACCCGGAAUUCGAGAUCCGGGGUUAUCCCAUGCUGAUAUCGUGUUUCAGAACGUGACGUUUUCAUAUCCCACACGACCGGAAAUGACUGUGCUUAAAGGAUUUCAUGCGACAUUUGAGCGGAAUAAAACCACGGCUCUGGUCGGACCCUCCGGUUCGGGGAAAAGCACCGUUGUCGCUAUGAUUGAGCGAUGGUAUCAACUUUCAUCCGAGGAAGAAGAGGCCACGUCGGGUCACAUCUUUGUGGGAUCUCACGACAUCAAUGACUUGGAUAUGAAGUGGUGGCGAUCCCAGAUUGGACUUGUUCAGCAAGAGCCGUUCUUGUUCAAUGACACAAUAUACAAUAACGUCGCUUUAGGUCUGAUAGGAUCGCAGUGGGAGAAUGAAAUAGAAGCUGUGAAGAUGGACCUCAUCACCGCAGCGUGCAAGCAAGCCUUUGCAGAUGAAUUUAUCGACCGUCUUCCCAUGGGUUAUUCCACUGCCGUUGGGGAAGGUGGAAUCACAUUGAGUGGCGGACAGCGCCAAAGAAUUGCCAUCGCGCGAAGCAUCGUUUGUCAACCCCAGAUUCUCAUUCUCGACGAAGCGACCAGCUCCAUUGACAUUCAAGGAGAAAGGAUCGUGCAAGCAGCCCUCGAUAGUGUGUCCAAAGAUCGCACUACAAUCAUGAUCGCUCAUCGCUUGUCCACUGUCCGCCGUGCGGACAAGAUCAUCGUCAUGAAAGACGGCCAAAACUUUGAAGAAGGCUCUCACCAAGAGCUUAUAAUCAAGGAAGGGAUAUACCAUAGCUUGGUUCAUGCACAACAACUGGCACCACUUACAGAUUUGAUGGAUUCCGAUGUGGAGGAAUCAAUUUCGUCGCAGAAAGAAGAAGCCACGGCUCAAGAUAAUACCACCAAAGAAUGCGGCGAUCAAAAUGGCAAGGAUAACCCUGAGCCCGAGGAAGGGUUCGGCUUUUUCCACGGCUUUGGGGUCCUCAUUUAUGAAAAUCGUAGUCAUUGGCUCUUAUAUGCACUGACGCUGAUCGGGGCUGUAGGGGCAGGUUCCGGAUUCUCCCUGCAAAGUUGGCUGUUUGCCAGACUCGUGCAGGUCUUCCAGUUCACUGGCGAGAAACUCGUGCACGCCGCGAACUUCUGGGCGUUGAUGUUUUUCAUCCUCGCCCUUGCCAUGGCGACUUUUUAUUUGAUGUUAGGGUUUUCGUCAAAUUCUAUUUCGAUGUUUGUCGUGUCCAACGCCCGGAUGGAUUAUAUCUACAAUCUCUUGUCCAAACCGGUGUCAUAUUAUGACCGCGAGGAGAACUCCUCGGGUAGUCUGAUCUCCAGACUCUCCACUGAUUCAAAGCAACUGCAGGAGGUUUUUGGCCCUACUGGUGUUUUUCCUCUUAUUUCGAUCUUCAACAUCAUUGGAUGUGUUUCAACCUCCUUCGCCUUUGGAUGGAAGCUAGCGGCUGUCACCUUUUUUGCCGCCAUGCCAUUUUCAUUCUUCUCUUCCUUCAUACGCAUCCAAUAUGAAGUUCAAUUCGAGAAUAUGAAUGCUGCGGUUUAUGCUGAUAGCUCCAAGUUCGCAACGGAAGCGGUCCGAGCAUUCAGAACGGUCACUGCUCUGACCAUGGAAGAUACAAUUAUGGAAAGAUAUUCAAAUCUACUGAAAGACCAGCGCCAAAAAGCUAUCCGGAAGGCGUGGUACGCAACGUUGAUAUUUGCCUUUUCCGAGAGUGUUGAGCUGUGUGCCAUGGCGCUCGCCUUUUGGUAUGGCGGCGGUCAAUCAUCUGGGCAGUUGUUCAGUGUUGGUCCAAAUAUUGCCCAGGCUAAGGCUUCUGCCAAUCGCAUAUUGUCUGCUCGACGACCUACCACGGGACAGCUUCAGUAUAUUCCGACGGAGCCACUCUCUUCUUCGGAGCACAGACCCAGUCCCUCUGUUGAACUACAGAAUGUCUCAUUUCAGUACUCCUCUCGAGUAGUACCAACUUUUGUUAAUCUGAAUCUCUCCAUCGAGAGUGGUCAAUUUGUGGCAUUUGUCGGACCUUCAGGCUGUGGAAAAUCCACCCUUAUCUCGCUACUUGAGCGCUUCUAUGACUGCAAUCAUGGAACUAUUCUAUUUGGUGGCAGAGACAUUCGUUCCAUUGAGCUUCCGUCUUACAGAAGUGCUUUGUCGCUGGUCGCCCAGGAGCCGAAGCUCUUCGAAGGUACCAUCCGCGAGAAUCUCCUUCUCGGUUUGGAAGCCCCCAAUAACCCUACUACCGAAGACCAAAUGAUUCAAGCAUGCAAAGACGCCGAGAUCUAUGACUUCAUAGUAUCCCUGCCAGAUGGUUUCUUGACAGAACUUGGCGUCAACGCUCAGGCUUCACUAAGCGGUGGGCAAAAACAGCGUCUUUCCAUUGCCCGAGCUUUGAUCCGUAAACCGCUGCUUCUCCUUCUUGAUGAAGCUACAUCUAGUCUGGACUCUCAGUCGGAAAGUCUUGUGCAAAGUGCUAUGGAGAGAUUAGCAAGCAAGCGAAACAUGACAAUCAUUGCAGUCGCGCAUAGACUAGCGACCAUUCAGAAAGCUGAUGCAAUUUUUGUCUUUGGAACUGGGGCUUCGGAGCAGGGAUCGAGGAUUUUUGAGUCCGGAACACACCAUGAAUUGUUGCGCAGAAAGGGGGCUUAUUGGCAGAUGUGUCAAGCGCAAGCUCUAGACCGUUGA